Molecule: messenger RNA, 3376 nt
Organism: Pseudonaja textilis
Lineage: Eukaryota; Metazoa; Chordata; Lepidosauria; Squamata; Elapidae
Gene: STK10
Product: serine/threonine kinase 10
Biological process (GO): protein phosphorylation
Molecular function (GO): protein serine/threonine kinase activity; ATP binding
Source: RefSeq, a predicted model, not a curated record
UCUUUUUUUUCCCGUUUGUUUCUCCUUUGACACGUCGAUGGUGAGAAUCUCGAAGCUCAACUCCGGGCGCUGCCAUGGCCUUCGCUAAUUUCCGGCGCAUCUUGCGCCUCUCUAACUUUGAGAAGCGGCGAUCCAAAGAAUACGAGCACGUGCGCCGGGACUUGGAUCCCAACGACGUGUGGGAGAUCGUCGGAGAGCUGGGCGACGGCGCCUUCGGCAAGGUGUACAAGGCCAUAAACAGAGAGACUGGAGCCUUAGCUGCUGCCAAAGUUAUUGAGACAAAAAGUGAAGAUGAGCUGGAAGACUAUAUGGUAGAAAUAGAGAUUCUUGCUACUUGUGAUCACCCACACAUUGUAAAACUGCUAGGAGCCUUUUAUUAUGACAGCAAGUUAUGGAUUAUGAUUGAGUUUUGUCCUGGUGGAGCUGUAGAUGCUACUAUGCUAGAGCUGGAUCGAGGCCUGACUGAAUCCCAGAUCCAGGUGAUUUGUCGCCAGAUGCUGGAGGCCCUGAACUAUCUGCAUGGCAAGAAGAUUAUCCAUCGAGACUUGAAGGCAGGCAAUGUGUUGCUAACCCUAGAUGGAGAUAUUAAACUUGCCGAUUUUGGAGUAUCAGCCAAAAACAUGAAGACUGUGCAGAAGAGGGAUUCUUUCAUUGGCACGCCAUACUGGAUGGCUCCCGAAGUAGUGAUGUGUGAGACUAUGAAAGACACCCCUUAUGAUUACAAGGCUGACAUCUGGUCCUUGGGCAUAACACUCAUAGAAAUGGCACAAAUAGAGCCACCUCAUCAUGAGCUGAACCCUAUGAGGGUCUUACUGAAAAUAGCCAAAUCUGAUCCUCCGACUCUUAAUUAUCCAUCAAAGUGGUCUCCAGCAUUCAGAGAUUUUCUGAAGACUGCACUUGACAAAAACCCUGAGACCCGGCCAACUGCCACACAAUUACUGGAACAUCCUUUUGUCAGCAAGGUCACCACUAAUAAAGCCUUACGUGAGCUGGUGGCAGAGGCAAAGGCUGAAGUGAUGGAGGAAAUUGAAGACAAUAGAGAGGAAGUUGAAGAGGAGGACUCGUCAGAAUCUGCCUCUCCUCAAGACGUUCAGAAGAGGGAUUCCUUUCUCGCAAACCAGCUAGGCUUGGGAGGAGAAAAGGUUCAAGAAAACCACUUAUCACUUGUAACCAAUGGACCAAAGUUGCCUUUGGAGCACGUCAAGGAAGCUAUAAAUGGACAGGACAGCAGGCUUUUGGAGGAAGAAGUCGGAACUGAAGCUCUGGUCAAAACUGCUGAGCGCUCAGAUUUGUUGGGAAUAGAAAGUUAUUCAGUCCUGCCUGGUGCCAAACAAAAGUUAAGCACCAGCCCCCAGGCAUUACAGCCCAAUGAAAACAUUAAAGCAGCAAAGGAUGAGGCUGUCAACUACCAAAAGGAAAGCCCUGAAACAGCAAACAGCGAGGAUUCAAAUUGGGGAAGCCAAACUGUAAACAGCCUCCUUGAAACACCGACUGAAGAAAAAGUCCCCAAUGGGAGUUUGAACUCUUCUCAGUUUGAGAAUGACAGCUUCAAGAGAGAUUCUGAUUCCGGAAGCACCUCUGCUUCAGAGAGUAUGGACCUCAACAUCUCUUUGUCUACUGAUCUGUCCCUGAACAGAGGCAGUGAGUCCCAUUCCCUAAAGAAUGCAAAAAUGCAGAACAUGACACUGAAACGAACAAGAAGGUUUGUAGUAGAUGGAGUGGAAGUGAGUGUUACUACCUCAAAAAUCAUCAGUGAAGAUGAAAAGAAGGAUGAAGAGAUGAGAUUCCUCAGGCGCCAGGAGCUGCGGGAGCUACGUUUACUUCAGAAAGAGGAACAUCGGAAUCAGACACAGUUAACAAACAAACAUCAGCUGCUCCUGGAACAAAUGUUGAAACGUUUUGAGCAAGAAAUGAAUUCGAAGAAGAAAUUUUAUGACACGGAACUAGAAAACCUAGAACGGCAACAGAAGCAACAGAUUGAAAAAAUGGAACAAGAUCACGCGCUGCACCGGCGAGAUGAAGCUAAACGUAUCCGUGCUGAGCAAGAACGGGAUCUGGUUAAAUUUCAAGAACUGCUGAAACAAAGAAAGAAAGAGCUCAAAAAUGACAUUGAAAAGCUCCCACGGCAACAACGCAAGAGCAGCAUGAAAGUGAAGAUGGAUGAAUUUGUACAAAAAAAGCAAGUUAUGGAACAAGACUUUAUAGCCAAACAAUCUGAGGAUCUGGAGCAGGCUAUGAAAAACAUUACAGCUCAGAAUCGGAAAGAGAUCUGUGACAAAGAACGAGAGUGCCUCAAUAAAAAGCAGCAACUUAUGAGAGACCGAGAAGCUACUAUUUGGGAUCUUGAAGAGCACCAUCUGCAGGAGAAGCACCAGAUUUUGAAACAGCAACUAAAAGAUCAGUAUUUCCUCCAGAGACACGAGCUGCUCCGAAAACAUGAGAAGGAACGUGAGCAAAUGCAACGAUAUAACCAGCGCAUGAUAGAACAGCUGAAAGUUCGGCAGCAGCAAGAGAGGGCCCGUCUCCCCAAAAUUCAGAGGAGUGAAGGGAAAACCCGCAUGGCCAUGUAUAAAAAGAGUCUCCAUAUCAACUCCAGUGGAAGUGCUUCAGAACAGAGAGAGAAGAUAAAACAGUUUGCACAGCAGGAAGAUAAGAGACAAAAAGCUGAGCGAGUACAACAGCAGCAGAAGCACGAAAUGCAGAUGAAGGAGAUGUUGGUUCAGUGUGAGAGCAACAUGAAUGAACUCCAGCAGUUACAGAAUGAAAAGUGCCACCUUCUGGUUGAACAUGAAACUCAAAAACUGAAAGCUCUGGAUGAAAACCACAACCUGACCCUCAAGGAUUGGCGAGAUAAACUUAGGCCAAGAAAAAAGGCACUGGAAGAUGAACUCAAUCAGAAAAAGCGAGAACAAGAGAUGUUUUUCAAACUCAGUGAAGAAACUGAUGAUCUGUCUCCUAUGUCACCAAACAAGCCUGCUAAAUUUGUGCCAUUCAGCUCUGCAGAGGCUUCAUAAUACUUGGGUUAAGAAAGCAAGGCUUGGUAAUACUUGCUUUUGCCUGUUGAAGGGAAAUCAAUAGACAGAGCUCCUUCCUCUCUCUGCCUACUGUGAUCAGAGUUUCCUGUUCAGUUGUGUGCCGGAUAGUCAGUGUGGCUAGCAAUCUGAUCCACUAGUGGUGAGGCAAGUUCACAUAUAGGUUAGAAGCAAGCUAUAGCAAGCUUCAAAGGGACCAGCUGAUGGGGUCAACUGCAGAAUCUACAUUGCUUGCUGAAUCCUUCCCCAGCCAGUUUCACCAUUUCCUAAUGGGAUAGUAGAAAAGGUAUAAGACAGGGAUCUUCAAACUUGGCAAGUUUAAGACUUGUGGACUUCAACUCCCA